AGAAGUAAUCGGAAUUCAGCAUUUUUCGGGUUUGGUAUCCGAAGUUUCAUCAAAUUUCUGCAAAAUUUUUCCCUUCAAAGUGAAUAUUAUUGAAUCGAUCAAGGUUUUUAUUCCAGCAACAUUUUCAAUUCGGAAUCUACGGUGUUUGUUUCAUCAUAUUCGCGCAAAUUCACACCCCGUACUUGCAACAUGAAACUCAACUUCUGAGCUUUUUAUUAUCUAUUAUGUGUUAUUAUUUUGUACGUUUAGAAAGGGACGUACUUCAUGUAGUACUGAGCCGCUUUCUUGAAUUAUACAACUUGUUUCAUCGUAAUUGAUGCGUUUUUCGUGCUGUGUUUCACGCUCACAAAGAUUUGUUGUACGUUUGAUUUGCAUUUCAUUUAAAUGAUCAUGGUUUCGUAUUCUGCCAACCAAGCUUCUGUCAAUAAUUGUAAUCAGGCUACAGAUCCAGCUGUGUUUGAAGCUGAUAAACGUGCUGUGUAUAAGCAUCCUCUUUUUCCUCUUCUUGCUUUGGUAUUUGAGAGAUGCGAACAAGCAACUCAAUGUGCCGAAAUUCCCAAUUCCGAAGGCUUCAACAUGGAUAUUCAAGCUUUCGUCCAACACCAAGAAAAAGAUAAACGUCCAUUUCUUACCAACGACGCCGAAGUCGAUGGUUUGAUGAUUAAAGCUAUUCAAGUGUUGAGAAUCCAUUUAUUAGAAUUAGAAAAAGUUCAAGAAUUAUGCAAAGACUUCUGCACCCGAUAUAUAACUUGCUUGAAAGGCAAAAUGCAAAGUGAAAAUUUACUCAAGCCUGAUUAUACGCGGUCGUAUUCGGAAAACAAUAGUAGUAGUGGACACUCUAGUGAUAGUAAUUCUCCGCUUUCGUAUUCGCCUCGUCCAUUCCAGUCUGAUUUACAGGUAGUUUCAGCCGUCGUUCCUAGCGAACAAAUGUACAAAGACAAACUCAUAAAUUCCAGUUACUCGCAAACGUCACCGGUCGAGAUGUCUGGUGCAGUUCCGGCACCAGCCACCGCUGCUAAUCAGUUGUUGUCUAUUAACUGCGCUGUGACCACGUCGGAGCCAACUCAAUCUUCUACUCCGUCACCAGGAGUCAUCCUAGGUAGCACUCCUCUUUCUCAAAUUGGUGUACAUUCCUGUCCGGUACCUGGUGAUGUGAAUACGUUACAUGAAUCUCUUUCACCUGUUAGUGGGACGUCCUGUGAUGAAACCGAUGAUCAUUUUGGAAAUAGAAGGAAACAAAAAAGAGGAGUUUUACCCAAGUAUGCGACGAGUAUUAUGAGAUCGUGGUUAUUUCAACAUUUGGUUCAUCCGUAUCCCACUGAGGACGAAAAGAAGCAAAUCGCUGCCCAAACUAAUCUUACUUUAUUGCAAGUGAAUAAUUGGUUCAUUAAUGCUAGACGAAGGAUACUUCAACCUAUGCUCGAUGCUUCCGCUUCUGAUAAAAAAGGUACAAGCAAUGUCGCCUCAGACGAUUCGGAUUCCGAAUGCAGCGAAAACGAGAUACAAAUUACUGAAAGGAUUCAACCGUACAGCGAAGAAGAUACAAAUCAAUAAUUGCUUCUCAGAAUCCGCGCUAGCGACGGUAUCUUAAAAGCGUUUCCCUUUUUUUCUAAAGUCAUGUGCUAUCCUUUUAUUUUUUUUAAACUUAUUUUUCUGUUACUUUUUUUGAAUUUUGUUUUUGUUUUGCAUUUAUUAAGUGAAAAGUAUACGAAUAGACUUAGGUGAUAAGCGCCUUUGUAUAUCUUUAUUAAGCUUAAGAUUUAAUAAUUCCAAGGUGUUAUUCCUAUGAUAGAAACGAAUAAUUCGAAAUACUGUUUAGAGGGUAUAUUGAACUGAUACUCUUCGAUAGAUCACCCACCACCCUUUAAGAUAUCUCAAGUUUUGCUUCAUCAGUAUUGAUGCGAAAAAUUUCGCAGUAACUCGUUUACAGUAAUUCGAAAUGGUUUACGAUUGAUUUGCUUUACCAGUAUUGAUUGUGUAUUACCUUGUACGAUAAUUUUUACCAAUAUUCUUUAUUCAUAUUAUUUUUUUUUUGUAAUGUUUAUGUCUUCUGUACGUAUUUUUAAAAAAUUUUGUUCGAGGUUAUUGACAGUAUUUUCUCAAAAUUAUCUGGAAAUUUUUCGAAAAUGAUUUCGUUGGUAAUUCAAUGUAUUACAACCUCGUAUUAAUUCAUCCCCGAAAAAUUCUAAAAAAAUUCCGGUGUGAAAUUUUAUGAUUCUAGUCAAUUCGAGUAUAACCUCCUAACCAUGACAAACUGUAUUCAGUUAUUCUGAUUGACCAUAUUUGUGUAUUGCCAUUGAAAACUACGGUGAUUUAAAAAAGUAGUGCCAUAAAUGAAUAAUAAUUUCGUACAGUUCCUAAUAUGUAUGUAUUUUCUGAAAAAUGAUCGGACGUAUCGGCUUCGUCAUGAAGACAAUUUUAUUAUGACAACGCGAAUGUUGUCGAUUAUUUUCAUUUAAGGAUGUUUAAUUUUUAUAAAAUUAUUUCGUUCUGUUUUAGUCGUCUCUUCGAAUUAUACGCUCAACAUCUGUUAACUGCUAAGUGAUAAUCUAUAUUUUCAUUCGUUAUUAAGUUCAACAUUUUCCCUUUUGAAUUUAGCUUGCCAAUUGCUCCUAACGUCUUCGCAAAUUCGUAUUUUAUUUCAAUCGACCGUGUCGGUCGUAGGUUCGAAAUAACUUCUCAGUUGAUCAGUUGGAUGAUAAUAAUGUUUUCUUUCUUUAUGUAUUUCCUAAUUUCUGAUUAUCGAAAAGCGUUGGGCGUUUGGCCGUUAACAGGGUUCGUUUCACUUUACGCCCCUGCGUGAGUUUAUUGUUAUGAUAGCGUACUGUAUGUGUAAAGUAUAUCUUCCUGUUUUUUUCUUAUUCCGUUUCUAAGUUUAAUUUUUGAAGCAUUUUUGUCUUCUGAAAAAAUUUCGUAGUUAUUGUAAGAUCGUUGCUGUAUUGCAAUAUGAUGCUUCUUUUUUUUUUUUUUACUGAGUUUAACGCCAUAUACGUAAAGUUCGAAUUAAGUAAUACUCGGUACUAAUUUAGUCAAAAUGCAUUUAAAAUGUGUAUUUUUCUUUUCUUUAUGAGUGCCAUUUUCAAAGCUUUCGUUUAAUGUGUGUAUUGUAGAGUUUAUAUUACGUAUUGUUUCUAUUAUAAUAUCAUUUAAAAA
Planococcus citri (citrus mealybug) is the source of this 3153-nucleotide messenger RNA. Its product is annotated as homeobox protein PKNOX2-like. Gene Ontology annotation, molecular function: RNA polymerase II cis-regulatory region sequence-specific DNA binding. The transcript is spliced from 8 exons. Lineage: Eukaryota; Metazoa; Arthropoda; Insecta; Hemiptera; Pseudococcidae. Gene Ontology annotation, biological process: regulation of transcription by RNA polymerase II. Bases 385 to 1554 code for a protein of 389 amino acids. The record is from RefSeq and is a predicted model, not a curated record.